This is a messenger RNA of Amphiprion ocellaris (clown anemonefish), 6150 nucleotides long. It is a transcript of the gene igsf11, whose product is annotated as immunoglobulin superfamily member 11. Lineage: Eukaryota; Metazoa; Chordata; Actinopteri; Pomacentridae. The record is from RefSeq and is a predicted model, not a curated record. The transcript is spliced from 8 exons. Gene Ontology annotation, biological process: homophilic cell-cell adhesion. Gene Ontology annotation, molecular function: ionotropic glutamate receptor binding. Gene Ontology annotation, cellular component: cell-cell junction. Bases 544 to 1992 code for a protein of 482 amino acids.
CAGGUCCGCUCAGCUGCAGCAGUACAGACGAGAAACCAUGGAGCGCAACAAGACGCGUUGGAGAGACUCACCAAGCGGACGGGAAAAGUGCCAGUUUCAGAUCUGUUUAUAAGUCACUUUCAGCGACAGUAUGCAGAUUUCGGAGAACCUGCAGGUGGACAUUGAGUUUUUUUUUUUCCAAGCGUGCGUAAAUUGAGUUGAGAGGUCUGGGAAGGAGAAUAAUAUUGGAGAGACCAGCAGCUACCAAAGAACGGAGUUGUAAAAAAAACAAAAAACAAAAAGGAAAGCGCCCGAAGGGGAGACGAGCGCCUGGUGGAUAGAAAUGAUUUUUGUGUUAUUUUUUCACACACAUCUGGACAGUUUUUGGAAAAUGUGGUUGCUGUGCGCUGCGUAAAAUCUCCGACUUCUUUGCAUUUCUGAUGCCACGACAAGGAACAGUUACUUUUCUUUAAGGAAACUGAGAAACUGAGCAGAGCUGAGAUUUCUGUGAAGAAGGAGGCACUGAGGUUGAAGUGAGAGCCAGUCACUGAACAGUUAGGAACCAUGGUGAAGUUUCACAACUCAGACCUAUGGAUAGCCUGGAUGGUCAUUUUCUGCAUGGAGGGUUCAAGGUUUGAUCUACACACAGGGAAAGUGUGUGUGCGGGCGCUGGAUGUCACAGUGUCCCAAAGCAGCAUCCAGGUGGCCCGUGGCCAAGCAGCCAUCCUACCCUGCUCCUUCUCCACCAGCGCUGCCCUCAACAACCUCAACAUCAUCUGGAUGGUGAUACCGCUAUCCAACGCUAACCAGCCAGAGCAGGUGAUAAUUUACCAGGGCGGCCAGGUGUUCAGCCUCGCCAAUCAUCUCCAUGGUCGUGUGGGCUUCGUGGCCACCAUGCCAAGCACAAGUGCCUCCAUCUUUAUCAACAACACCCAGCUGUCCGACACUGGGACCUACCAGUGCCUGGUCAACAACCUCCCAGACAGAGGAGGGCGCAACAUCGGUGUCAUUGGGCUCACAGUGUUGGUGCCCCCCUCGGUGCCAGCAUGUCGAAUCCAGGGCACGCUGGAUGUAGGCAGUGAUGUCAUGCUGAUCUGCAGCUCAGAGGAAGGUAUUCCCACACCGUCCUACUCCUGGGAGAAGCUAGACGCGCUGCCCAAGCUGCCACACAACGCCAUGCAAGACCAGAUGCAGGGCACUGUCACACUGAGAAACAUCAGCACCAGCACCUCAGGACUCUACCAGUGUACCUCCAGCAACGCAAUUGGCAAAAGCACAUGUCUACUCAACCUACAGGUUGUAGCACCCCAGCCUCAGAGUGUGGGUCUGAUAGCAGGGACCAUCGCUACGGGAGUCCUGGCUGUCAUUAUCUGUUCACUGUUGGUGGCGGUCACACUCUUCUAUUGGAAGAACAAGAACAAAUACGACGAGGAGGAGAUUCCCAACGAGAUCAGAGAAGAUGAUCUUCCUCCCAAGAGGUCGUCAUCAGUGAAGGCUUUCCAUGCAGACGCCUCCUCCUCAGAGAACGACACUCUGACUUCCACCAACACAUACAACAGUCGCUACUGGCACAACCCCAAACCCAACUAUGACACCAACUCCUAUACGCGCUACAACGGAGACACCCGCCAGACCUUCGCUGCAGCUGCUGCGCACGGCGCUCAUGGACACGGACAGGCCCAGAACGCAGCACACGGCCACAGUACAGUAGUCACAGCCCCGGGCUCCACCCCGUUGUCCCGCCACGCGCCGCCGACGACGGCAACAACGACAUCAUUUGCCAAUGGCAGCCACACGCUCCCCCCACCCAAAACUCUGGUGGUCACCACAAACUCUGCCCCGUCCCCUCCCACCAUGGUGCGCAGCAAUGGCUCUGUGAGCCUCAAACCGGUGGUGACGUCCACACACGGGCAGCACACACACUCCUACGCUGUGAGUCAGGCCACACUGGAGCGGAUGGGGGCAGUGCCGGUCAUGGUGCCGGCACAGAACAGAGCAGGCUCGCUGGUCUGAAACCUGAUUUGAUGCACUGUUAGCUUUGAAAACGAGACUAAGUGAGUGUUUGGUGGUGAUGUUUGAAAUCCGCUGAUGAAAAACUGACCGGAUAUGGGCUGAAGCAGCCCACUGCCCUUUACAAUUGUGUCUUUCUGUAUGUCUCGACCUUUUUAUCUCAAAACAAGCUGGGAUUUUACAGUGCGGAGUUCAUUUAAUGCCAAUUCCUUGAUGGACAGGACCCUCUAUUUUGUAGGUAAGCACUACAUGGAAUCUAAUCAUCCCCUUAUUGGAUGGAUUUCCUGGUGGGUGCAGUGGGAACUUGGAUCAUUUCACAAAGCUGGAGUGAAACAUCCUGCAAAACCUGGAUUCCCAGGUUUUUUUCAGGGCUGGAUCAUUGUGAUAAUUUAGUUGAUUUAUUUUUUUUUUUUUUGUUUCGUUUUGGAUCUUUUUUGAUGGACUCAAAGCAACACAAGGCAUUGUCAUCUCAGUGUGUCCAUACUGCAUGGUCAGACAGACAGACGCGAGCUUGGAUCCCCACAUAAGUGCAUGUGUCCCUUGAUUUAGGAUAACAAAUUAAGUCCGUUUUGUUUUCUAAUCAUUUCUUCUCACGGUUGUGAUUUCUGAUUGACAGCAAUGUCAGAGAAGAUGGGGAUUAUACAGUGAAAACAGUGAAUGUUCACGUCUGCUGGGAGAAAGGAGGAACAUAAAAGAAUGAGACAAUGGUGGUAGAAAUGGCCUUAGAAGCUUAGAGGAGGGAUGGUGUUUUUUGGGUGCAAUACAUUGCAUAAUAUACUUUACUACACUGAAUGCAAACAUCUUAAUUAUGUUUUUGCACUUUUCGGAGUAAUUUUAUAUCAAAACUGCUGUCUUAUGAACAAUAACUCAGUCUUACUAAUAAUGCGCUUUAUACACAAAACAUAAAUCUAAACUUUUCUACACAUAGAAGAUACUGGUGAUAUAUGAAGAUGGUGCAAGUGCUGGAUUUUCAGAUUUCAACUUGAACCUGUGGAUGGAUUUUGUCAUAGUCUUUGCUGUCUUCAUCCUUGCUGUUGUCCCAGUCUGGUUCAUGUCACAUCAGUGCUGCUUUGAGGGUAAGACAAUGUCUUAUUUCGUAAAUGCUUUAUGAAGAGACAAGAGAAAUAUAUAUUUAAAGGUGAUUUUCCCCCCUCCAUAAAGGCUAACACCUACUGUUUUCUACUGUACAUAUUGCAACAGUAGGCUAGGUUGUGAAUCAAAGAAAAUACAUUACACGUCUAAUACAUAUUUUACAACUCAUGUGUCUUAAUUUUAAAACAGUUUUCUUUUGUUACAUUUAGACAACAAGCUGGGUUUGAUAGACAGUGUUACUGAUUCAAUGAAGGGAUGAUUUUUUUUUAUAUAUACAUUUUCAUUUUCUACUGAGUAUUGUCAUUUCAUUACAAGGACUGAGGUAAAUACAAUGUGGUUUAACAUUAAUGGCCAUAUGUUUUACUAUAAAUAACACCUCUGCUGUAUAUGGUAGAAAAUAUCACUGUGUUUCUGACCUAUGUAUUUGUAUUUUAACCAAAUCUCAACAGUCUGAACUGUUAGUGUUCCUAAAUCUAGCAAUCCUAAUUUCUUUUUGUGCCUGAAUGCACAAUAAUUUCUAAUAGUUUCUCCUAGCUUUGAUGCAAUAUUUGACAGCAAUUAUUUGUGUGACAUACAGUAUUGGAAAAUAUGUGUUUUGGGUCUUUUUUUGCUUUCCACAAAUUUCUCUUUGUGUCUGUUGGAAAGGUUUAAAAUAAAUGUACCAUUUCAAUUUAAAGUCUUACUGGGGCAAAACUUCCCUAAAGGUCUUCCAAUUUUAACAAAUACAGUCUCACAAUUUAUUAUUGUAAACUUUUUUUCUCUUCAAUUACUCUUUUAUUUAGAUGACUUUCCCGAUUUAAUCAUUGUUUGAGGUUUAUCAAAUUACUAUUUUCAUUCCAUCUACAAGUAAUGAAUGUUAUUAAAGUCAAUGGAGGUCAAGUGUAUAUACAUAUAUAAUUUAUAUACAGACUGGUGACAAAGGAAAAAGCUGAAUAAAUGAGUGAGGAAGCAGAAUGACAGAAGAUGCUUCCACACUGGUGCGUUGCAUAGUACAGUUAAGAAAGUGACCUCCAGUCAAGCUCUUUGGCAUUGGUGAAAAUGCUGAGCAGCCUCAGUUGAUUCUGACUUUGCAUUGAAAUGGGAAGAAGAAAAGGCCUCAGUGAUUUUGAGGCACAGAUGGUAGGAGCUUCAGUCACAACAGAUUAAUAAACAGAAACAGUGACGAAAGUGACGCCUGCAUUUAUGUUUGGGAAAGAUAGCUACAAAUAGGAUUGGAAACUGUGUUUGACCAUUCACAUUUGAUGAUAAUGCUAGUGUCUUAGUGUGAAAUGUGAGGUAAAAUAGAAGUGUAACUCUUCCUUAACUGUUCCUGCGGUGCAUAAAACCCUCGUUAAAAAGAUGAUGGCACAAAUUAAAGGUUAGUUGUGAAGAAACCAGAGGCACUGGUUUACAGAUAUGUGGACAGAAGUGAGAUGUUUGCAAACGGUGUUGUAGUCCAGGAGAGCAGUACAGGCCUGGUUGCUUAAACCCUGCAGAGAGGGGAUCCAGUGGUCGCUUUUAGAUGAAAGGCUCACUGCAAAUCAAUACACAGUUGUUAUCAGGGAUCGAGUUUAUCCUGUGAUUUGAACAUUUCUAUUCUGAUAGUAGUGGUCUCUUCCAGGAUGACAAUACCUCCAUCCAUAGGAUAUGAAGAGUCACUGAAUGUUCUGAUGAGUAUGAAAAUCAUGUAAAUCAGAAGAUUCUGUGGUCUUCACAGUCACCAGAUCUCCACGCAGCUGAACACAUAUGGAAGAUUUUGGGUCAUUAAUUUAGACAGUGCUCUUUACCGUCAUCAUCAAAACACCAAAUAAUUGAAUAUCUUUUGGAUGAAUUGUGUUAAAUCCCUUAUGGAGAGUUCCAGAGACUUGGAGAAUCAAUGUUUUAGCAUAUAGAAAUUGUUCUGGUGGCCAAACACUUUACAAUUUCUUUUGGUCUUUCCUUUCACUUGUCACCAGUUUGUAUGUAAGGGUUGGCAUUUAAUUUAAAGUUAUUGGCUUAAUAUUUUAGACAUGAUAGUAAGCAGCAUUUUAUAUAAUUCCACCAAAUAUUUCGAUCAUGAUGGCAGUAAAUAAUAACCAAGAUGAUAUAUUUCUGCAUUAUUGCUGUCCUGACAAUAAUUUGCAUAUUUAUGGAAUAAAUCCCUAAUAUAUACCAAAUGAGUACCAGUCAACACCAGUUUUCUACCACAGUUUGUUGUCAGUGAUGUAGGUCUACAGUGUGCACAGACCUGGAUCAAUCAGGAACCCUGAAUUCCCAGUUUUUGCCUUGAGGUCAUCACCAGAAUGGCUUCUAGUUUACAGUUUUCAUUUUACUUAUUUAUUCUAUACUCAAUCACAUUGUAUCAGUCCGGAUGAAUCACAAACACCCUUGUUCUUCUGUACGUUUGACCCAGGUCUGAUUACAGCUACACACCCGAUCAGUGUUGGUAAAAACACGUGUUUCCAUUUCUUUCUUUCUUUUCUUUUUCCUCUCAGUGUUGUCUACUGUGAGGGAGAGCUACGGUACAUUCACAGAUUUAUUUAGAAGUACAGAGAGGCUGAAAGAGGUCAAAUGUCACAAGAUCAGUUACCUCUUUCCUUCCUUUUUGUCUGACAGUGUUUUCAGAAUAAAGUCUUCUGUCUGUGUGUGAUUUCACUCACCAUCUCUCCCAGUGUCCCUGCCUUGAACACUGGCUGACAGCAUUAAAAAGGAACUCGUCUUCUAAGGCCCCUGGCUUUAUUCUUACCAGAGAGAGUGGCAAGUCUGAAAAGCUACACUGAGAUUAUUUUACUCAUUCUCUGCCCUCUGUUUGCAGGAGAAACGGAGGAACGAGAGCACAAUCAGUAGAAAUCUACUGAAGUUUUAACCCAAAUUAAAUAAGCAUACAUCUUCUACCCUGGCCAUAGGUCGGUAUAUGGUACACAAGGUGGUGUGUGGGUUGUGUAUAUAGACAGAUGUGAUAUAAUGCCGAUAGUAAAACCAAUGUGUAAAUAUGUAAAGAAAAAAAUUAAAAUCAAAAAACAUACAUCUUGUUCUUACCGUUGGGUUGGAAAUGAAAUAGGAAAAAUAACACUGGACUUGUAGUGAAUAAAUAUUGUUAAUACAUUCUAA